Paramecium tetraurelia is the source of this 507-nucleotide messenger RNA. RefSeq lists its product as uncharacterized. The transcript has 2 exons. The record is from RefSeq and is a predicted model, not a curated record. Lineage: Eukaryota; Ciliophora; Oligohymenophorea; Peniculida; Parameciidae.
AUGUUGGUACUCCAAUACUAGGUGUAUCUAAAUAUAGUUCCACCUCACUUAUUUGAAAUAAUGAAGUAGGCAUGUCUGUUUCAUCAAUUAAAAAUGUUUUUGUAGAUUAGCAUUAAUCAAUCAAUUGAGUAUCAUGAUAAAUUUCCACUGUAAAGGUGCUUGCUGUAAUUGUAUCUCCUUAAUGAGAUACGAAAAAUUCAAGUAGAUAUUCAGUUUAUUAUUUUAAAAGUACUGAGUUUUAACUUCUUAAUUAAAAUGUAAGUUUAGAUCCUAUUUAUUUUAAUGCACAUUCAGUAGCAAACUUGGCUACCUCAGGUCCUGAAAAAUAGCAUUCUCUAUGAAAUAUAAAUCCACUAUUUAAAUCAAACCCAUAUAUCAUAACUGAGACUGAAAGUCAUUGAUUAUUGCUAUCUAACAAUAUUUUUAUUUAAUGUAAAUCCCCAAUCAGAAGUUACGCAUAAUGUUCCAGAUGAAGAUGGGAUCACUGUUGCUAUUGGAAGUUAUUGA